AUGGGUAGUAUCUUAUCUACAUCAGCUGAUAAUUUUCUAACAUCAAGUUUAAUAUCAUCUCAGCUUAUACAUCGUCAUACAUUAUCUACAUGUUAUGAUGCCAUAUUUGAUGUAUCUUUAUCUUCAAAAAUAAAUUCAAUACUUAUAAGUGAUGAUGGUAGACUUCGAUUAUUUAAUAUUGAUUCGAACAAUGAUGGACAAUUAAUUGAAAUAACAGGAGAAUCAACCAAAACAUUAACUCAUGAACAAAUACAUGAUAUUAUAUGGAGUACACAACUUGAUCGAUUUCUUGUUUUGACAUCAAAACGUUUAUCAACGUAUGAUAAAGAAAAUAAUUUAGUUAAUCUUGAUCUAAAACUUGAAAAGGGUAGUCCUCCAUUUUGGCGUAUGGCUUGUUGGUCAUCUCAUCUUGUUUUAAAUCUUGGUUUAGGUACAUCUAUACGUUAUUAUAAUUUACUUUCAUCAUCAUCAAUUUCUUUAAUAAAUUCUUACACACGUUCAUCUCUUGGUUAUACAAAUUCAGAUUUACUUUCAUUACUUUCACUUAGUCCACAAUUAAUACUUGGUAUUAAUGUUGAAUUAACUGAUAAUCGUCAUGUUAUUGAUCUAUUUUCUAUAUCUGAUACAACAAAAUUUCAUCGUCUUAAACGUAUUAAUUCAAAUGAACCAUGUCCACUUGAUAUUAUAACAUCCUUACGUAAUUAUACCUGGUUAUGUAAAUCUCAUUGGCCAUCCGAUGAUUGCCUAUGUAUAGUUGAAUCUGAUGGUCAAGUUAAUAAAUUAAAUUUACAAGAACAAAAUGGUUAUAUUCUUAAUUUAAGAUUAUUAGCUGAUCGAUCAUAUUUUGUUAUUAUACGUACACCAAGUAAAUUACCAAAAGAAAUCGAUAUUAUGGAAUUGAAUAAAAUCGAUCAAGAUAAAAAAGAACGACGAGGACGACAAACAAUAGGCAAAUUACCUGGAAAUCUUCUAUUAGAAGUUUAUAAAAUCCCAAAUACAAUAAAAUAA
This is a messenger RNA of Adineta steineri, 1008 nucleotides long. Lineage: Eukaryota; Metazoa; Rotifera; Eurotatoria; Adinetida; Adinetidae. The record is from the annotation of a GenBank genome assembly.